GGCAACACAAGGCCCAAAUAUCUCAUUUUCCCCGCAAAAAUGUAACCUGUUGUUGCUUGGGGCUCCCUUCCCAGCACUUUCCAGCCAGCGGUGCCUCCCUGUCUACAGAGUCACGUUCGCAGAGCAGCCUUUGGGUUCUUGCUCCCAGCAACGCCGCCAGCUCUGCCGGAGGCUGCCAGCCCUCCGAGAUGGCUCGCUCCCAGCCGGGCAGUGCCCGAGCGCGGAGCGCUGCCUCCCCGGGCCGCGGCGGCCUCCCCCGGGCGCCCCACAGCGAGGCCAGGAGCCGCUCACUCACAGCCUGCCACGCCGCCGCCGCCGCACCUCCUGCGCACGGCACCGCUACUCGCGGCCGUUGCUCCUAAACGCGCACCCGGGCAGAAGCCGCUCAACGGCAGCUGCCGAGCCCCGGGCCGGCCUCCCCCGACCUGUAGCGUUAGGGUACGGAGCGAGUCUCCCCACCGAGUGGGGCGGGUGGAGGCCCCGCAGGGCCGCCGCGGAGCUCGGUGCUGGCGGCUUGGGGCCCUGCAGCGGUGGGCUGCGAGGCGCUGCCCUUCCGAGCUGAGGGAGUGUGUGCAACAAGGACCAAAAUCUUUUAAGAGGCAAACCUGAACUGCACCAAAAGCAAAAUGAAGCCAACAAAGAGCCCGAGGCAGCUGAGGUCCCAGAGGGAUUCUGUGUAUAACGUGAGUCAUGCAAAACGGGUACCGGAGUUACCGCCCCUGCCUGCUUCUGCUCCAGCUGCACCUUCACAGUUGUACCAGCUUGUCCUUAAGAGCAGCUGUUACCCUCCUUUGAUGCAACCAGCGUCCUGGACUUUGGCAGCUCCGUUCAAGGAACAGAGUUACCACCGAAGCCCAAGUGACUCCAUAGCUAAUAACUAUACUCCUACUGCACGGGAUUUGACACUGAAGAAGGUGCACAAGGUCUCUUCAGUGACAGGGACAUCACUAGGCGCAGCAGAGCGCAGGACAGCCUCGCCACCUUCCAAAGAAUGUGAUCCUUCCAGGAAAAAGCUCAAACUUUCUGCAAGGAGUCAGCGGAAUUCUGAUAGUUUGGAGCCCCUUUCACUGCCUGCACUUGCUCACAUGCCAGGAUUGCGUGGCCUGCAUUAUACAGACAGCCAACCGCUGACCCCAGAGGAACAAUUUGUUGUCAUGCACCUCUGUGAAAAGGAGAGAAGCAAGGCAGAAAAGCCUCCCUCAGGAAAUGAUAUAGAGCGAUACUGUUACUACAUCCACAACGGAGUGCAGGAGGACAUGCUGGCACCUCAUGACAAGGAACUGAUGAGUGGGAUUUUAAGGCAUGUUCCAGCUCACAUGCUUGCUAACCCAAACCUGGACAAAUUACUUGCAAAUUUAAAAGAAGAGGUUAAGGCAGACUAUGCUAUCAGCCUCAUGAAGGCCAUUGUUGAUUACAUCCUGAUGGACCCAGCUGAGAGAGAGAGGCUGUUCAUUGGGAGCACCCCCCGCCCCUUCCCCCAGAGAGUGGUCCGCGCGCCGGUGCCGUGGCACAGCUCUCACCGAGCAGCGAAAAGCUGGAUUGAGAAGAGUCUGUUCACAGUGAAUCCACUGAUGCCCACUUUGCAGCAGCUCUGGCUUUCUCAGUACAGCCAUCUAAGGUUUGUUCACACUGGAGAACUGCUUCAAAUGGACCUGCCACUGCUGCCUGCUGAAUUUAAGGAGGUCAUUCGAAGACACUGCCUGAAAACUCACAAUAUUCUUCAGAAUGAGUGGAUCCCAACUUGUGCAUCCAUUUUCCGUGGUGAGAAAGAGAAAUGGCUUCAUCUUGCCCCCCAGACUGAUGGUGAUUCCCCUCAGCAGGUUGAAAGCUACUUUCGUUCGGUGGCAACGUUAAUGUCCCUGCAGUUACGGGAGAUGGUUGUGAGCUCCUUAGAAGACCUUCUUGCCUUUUUUAUGCUCCACAAGGAUGGAAGUGAUUUUACAGAACCUUAUGAAGAAAUGCAGUUCUUUGUACCUCAGACACUGAUAGUCAGACUUAACCUGGAAGAAUGCAAGAUUGUCUUUGAGCCACCUUUGCAAGAGUGUUGGUAUUUAAUCAGUCAUUGCUUCAGGGAGAUCCUGCACAGUGCUGAGGAGCUUCCGAAGGUAGAGAGAUUACUGUUUCCAGCAUUGAAAAGAGAUGAUCUUACUCUGAGCACAGUCAAGCCAGAUGAAUCAUUGUUUUCAGAGUAUUUGAACAAGCUUGAAAAGAUCUUUGAGAGCAACAUACUUGGUCCACAGAAAUACUUGAAUGUGUACAAGAAAUACAGCAAUCUUCUGAACAACAAUGCACAGCAAGAUGUCACAGAUUUCUUGAAAGAAGGCCAUUCUUUGGAAGCCUUAGCAGAGAAGAUUGACAGCUUGACAAGACUGAAGGGAGAGAUUGCUUCCAUGCAUGUCACUGUCCCUCUGGCCAUGUUCUGUCUGGAUGCCUCACGACUAAAUGAGGAACUCUGCAAUCGGACUCAAACCCUUAAAGAUAGAGUGAUUGAAUUUGAAGUGAUGGAAAGCAGAGCCUUAAAUGAAGGAAUUUGCAAUGAAUACAGCUGCAUUGCAAAGAGAUUGAGUGAGGUGCCUCAGGACACAGAGCAGCUAGUGGAAUUAGUUGAAUAUUUGAAGAAAUCCAGGGAAGUUACUGUUUACAAACUGAGACAGGAGGUUGCUAAAGCAGCACAGAGGCUGGAAUUCCUCAUGGAUUAUGCUGACCUUCCCUAUGAUGACAUAAAUUUGCAUAGCAGAGUUUUCCAUUGGCCUGGAGAGAUUGAGGCAGUUUUGGAGAACAGUGAAGAUGAGUUGUGUAAGAGGAGGAGUCAUGCAGAGAUGGUUCUGCUUGAAAGGUGUUCCCAGUUGGAGGAGACUCUUGAAGGUUAUAAUAGGGAACUGGAAAGCUACAGAAAGCGGAACGUCACCACCAUGCAAGAAAUGAAGAGCAACACUGAGAAACUUCAGGAGUUAAAUAAGAAUAUAGAGAGUGCACUAACAGAAUAUGAGGCUAUAAGUAAAGAAGAAGAGUUACUGGAGCAGGAGAAGAGUCAGUUUCCUUUAUUGCAAACUAUCAUUGCAAGCAAAGAGCCCUUUGAGCAACUCUGGAUAACAGCAUAUGAUUUCCACACCAAAUCUAAGGAGUGGAUGAAUGGAUCUCUGCAGGAGUUGAAUGCUGAUGAAAUCACAGAAGAAGUGGGAAAUAUGUGGAGAACUAUGUACAAGCUCACUAAGGUGUUUCAGGAUUUGCCUGAGCCUAGGCACGUAGCAGAAACCGUGAAAUAUAAGCUUGACAAGUUUAAACAGCAUCUUCCUCUCCUGUCAGUUGCCUGCAAUCGUGGAAUGAAGGAGAGGCACUGGGAGCAGAUCAGUGAAAUUGUAGGAAGUGAGAUCAGACCUGAUGAAACCACCACUUUUAAAAACAUACUGGAUUUUGGACUCUCAAAAUACCUUGAUCAGCUGGAACCUAUUGGAGCAGCUGCAAGUAAGGAGUAUUCCUUGGAGAAAUCAAUAGAGAACAUGAAAGCUGAGUGGAUCAACAUGCAGUUCAGCCUAGUGAAGUAUAGGGAUACUGACACCAGCAUCCUGUCAGCAAUUGAGGACAUCCAACUUCUGCUGGAUGAUCACAUUGUUAAGACUCAGACAAUGUGUGGCUCUCCCUUCAUCAAAGCAGUAGAAGCUGAAUGCUUGGCUUGGGACCGUAAGCUGCGUUUAAUGCAAGCUAUCGUGGAUAACUGGUUAAAAUGUCAGGCAACCUGGUUGUAUUUGGAACCAAUUUUUAGUUCUGAAGACAUCAUAGCUCAAAUGCCUGAAGAGGGCAGAAAGUUUAGGGUUGUGGAUUCCUACUGGAAGAACAUUAUGGCAGCAGUGGUGAAAGACACAAAGGUCCUUGUAGCAACUGAACAACCCAUGAUGUUAGAGAGGCUUCAGGAAGCAAAUACUCUCUUAGAAGACAUUCAGAAGGGGUUGAAUACUUAUUUGGAGAAGAAGAGGUUAUUUUUCCCAAGAUUCUUUUUCCUCUCUAAUGAAGAACUGCUUGAAAUACUGUCUGAAACAAAGGAUCCCCUUCGAGUACAACCACAUCUAAAGAAGUGUUUUGAAGGAAUUGCUAAACUGGAGUUCACAGAAGAUCUGGAAAUUGUGGGCAUGAUCAGUUCAGAGAAAGAAAUUGUUCCUUUCACAGGGAAAAUCUAUCCAGCCAAUGCAAAAGGCAUGGUAGAAAAAUGGCUUUUGCAAGUAGAAGAGAUGAUGCUGGCCAGCGUAAGACAAGUUGUGCAGGAUGGCCUAACAGCAUACGCUGAGGUUCCUCGGAAAACCUGGGUGCUUGAGUGGCCUGGACAGGUGGUUAUUUGUGUUUCAUCCAUUUACUGGACAGAAGAAGUGUCUGUGGCUAUAAGUAAAGGAACUUUACAAGAUUUCCUCGAGAGGAGCAAUCUUCAGAUUGGAGAGAUUGUUGAGUUAGUGAGAGGAAAGCUGUCCAGUGGAGCCCGGCUGACACUUGGAGCUCUGACUGUCAUCGAUGUCCAUGCUCGUGAUGUGGUUGCAAAAUUGGUUGAAGACAAAGUCACAGAUCUGAAUGACUUCCAGUGGAUUUCUCAGCUGAGAUACUACUGGGAGGAGAAGGAUGUAAUAGUGAGAAUGAUUACAACAGAAGCCAAAUAUGGUUAUGAAUAUCUGGGCAAUUCUCUGCGUCUGGUUAUAACCCCACUAACAGAUCGAUGCUAUAGGACAUUAAUGGGUGCUUUGAAAUUAAAUCUUGGUGGUGCUCCAGAAGGACCUGCAGGGACUGGCAAAACAGAAACAACCAAAGAUCUAGCGAAAGCACUGGCUAAGCAGUGUGUGGUCUUUAACUGCUCAGAUGGUCUGGACUACAAGGCAAUGGGCAAGUUCUUUAAGGGCUUGGCACAGUCUGGUGCUUGGGCUUGCUUCGACGAGUUCAAUAGGAUUGAGGUCGAAGUGUUAUCUGUAGUGGCCCAACAGAUACUUAGCAUACAGCAAGCUGUUAUGAAUAAACUCAAAACAUUCAUCUUUGAGGGGACAGAGAUCUCUCUUAAUCCUACCUGUGCUGUGUUUAUCACGAUGAAUCCUGGCUAUGCUGGACGGGCUGAGCUGCCUGAUAACCUGAAGGCCCUGUUCCGGACAGUUGCCAUGAUGGUUCCAGACUAUGCUUUGAUUGGAGAAAUUUCACUCUACUCCAUGGGAUUUUUGGACUCUCGGAGCCUUGCCCAGAAGAUCGUCGCCACGUACCGGCUGUGCUCGGAGCAGCUCUCGUCUCAGCAUCACUACGACUACGGGAUGCGUGCCGUCAAAUCCGUCCUGACAGCGGCAGGCAACUUAAAACUGAAGUACCCGGCUGAGAACGAGAGUGUGCUGCUACUGCGGGCUCUGCUGGACGUCAACCUGGCCAAGUUCUUGGCACAGGAUGUGCCACUGUUUCAGGGCAUCAUAUCUGACCUGUUUCCUGGAGUGGUUCUUCCUACGCCUGACUAUGACUUGUUUGUCCAGGCGCUAACUGAAAACAUCCACAAAAUGAAUCUUCAACCAGUUCCAUGGUUCAUUGGGAAAAUUAUUCAGAUCUACGAGAUGAUGCUGGUGCGCCAUGGCUUCAUGAUCGUCGGAGAGCCUCUGAGCGGCAAGACCUCUGCCUACAAAGUGCUGGCUGCAGCCCUCGGAGACUUGUGUGCAGCAAAAUCCAUGGAUGAAUUUGCUGUGGAAUACAAAGUUAUUAAUCCCAAAGCAAUUACCAUGGGGCAGUUGUAUGGCAGUUUUGAUCCUGUGAGCCACGAGUGGGCAGACGGAGUCCUUGCGAAUGCCUUCAGGGAGCAAGCAUCUUCCACCACAGAUGAUCGGAAGUGGAUUAUUUUUGAUGGCCCAGUGGAUGCAGUUUGGAUAGAGAACAUGAACACUGUGCUGGAUGAUAAUAAAAAGCUGUGCUUAAUGAGUGGCGAAAUAAUUCAGAUGAAUUCAAAAAUGAGUUUAAUCUUUGAGCCGGCUGACUUAGAGGAGGCAUCUCCAGCAACUGUCAGCAGGUGUGGAAUGAUCUACAUGGACCCACAAGAGUUAGGCUGGAAGCCACUGAAAGAGUCCUACAUGAAUACACUGCCUUCAAACCUGCAGGAAGAACACCGAGAGCUGAUCAAUGACAUGUUCAUGUGGCUCGUGCAGCCCUGUUUAGACUUCGUUCACCUCCACUGCAAAGCCAUUGUACAAACAUCCUCUAUUCAUCUGAGUUAUAGCUUGAUGAAACUCUUUACUUGUCUGCUUGAUGAACUAAAGCCAUCUGAGGAAGAGGAGAAGGAAAGCAUGUCCAGUCAGCAUCUCAGCUUGUGGCUGCAGGGGCUAUUCCUGUUCUCCUUGGUGUGGACAGUCGGUGGGAUCAUCGAUGCAGACAGCAGAAAGAAAUUUGAUCUGUUUUACCGCAACUUGCUGAUGGGAAUGGACGAUGAAAACCCACGCCCUAAAAGUGUGAAGCUUGGCAGAGGCAACAUCUUCCCAGAAAAAGGGAGUGUUUAUGACUUCUAUUUUCACAAGCAUGGCAGCGGGCAGUGGAACGUGUGGAUGGAGUACAUCACAAAAGAAGAGCAAGUCCUCUCUCCAGGAGCUAAGGUAUCUGAGCUGAUCAUUCCAACGAUGGAGACUGCCAGACAGAUGUUUUUUCUUCACACCUAUGUGGAGCAUAAUGUCCCUUUGCUUUUUGUGGGUCCCACUGGCACUGGAAAAUCAGUUAUAACAAACACUUUCCUACUACAGCUUCCAAAGCAAAAAUACAUCCCCAGCUUCAUCAACUUCUCUGCAAGAACAUCUGCUAAUCAAACCCAGGACAUUAUUAUGUCCAAGCUGGACAGAAGAAGAAAAGGAGUCUUUGGACCUCCUCUGGGGAAAAAAGCUGUAAUGUUUGUGGAUGACCUGAACAUGCCUGCAAAGGAAGCUUAUGGAGCCCAGCCACCUAUCGAGCUUCUCCGCCAGUGGAUUGAUCACGGCCAUUGGUAUGACACAAAAGAUGCAUCCAAGAUCAGCAUCCAGGAUGUGCUGCUUGUUUCAGCAAUGGGCCCACCUGGAGGUGGCAGGAAUGAUAUUACAGGCCGCUUCACUCGGCACUUGAACAUUGUCUCCAUGCAUUCGUUCGAUGAUGAGGUCCUGAGCAAGAUUUUUACUGCCAUUGCUGACUGGCACUUCAGCAAGGGCUUUGAGGCUGCCUUUCUCAGGUUGGGGAAAAUGAUGGUCCAAGCUACAAUGGUGAUUUAUAAAAUGGCAGUUGAUAACUUUCUGCCAACUCCUACAAAAUCCCACUAUGUCUUUAACCUAAGGGACUUCUCCAGGGUCAUCAAAGGAGUCCUGCUCUGUCCACACACUCAUUUGCAAGAUGGAGAGAAGCUGAUCAGGCUCUGGAUUCACGAGGUUUACCGAGUUUUCUAUGACCGCUUAGUUGAUGAGGAGGACAGGAAGGUGUUCUUCUGGAUGGUGCAAGAGACAACAUCAAAUAGCUUCAAGCAGAGCUUCAGUAAGGUGCUGAGUCAUCUCUCACCGAGCGGAGAGGUCUCUGAUGAUGAUAUUCGCAGCCUGUUCUUCGGGGACUAUUUGAAUCCGGGCAGUGGCGUGAAAGUGUACGAUGAGAUCAGAGACCUGGAGCAGCUGACAGCUGUGAUGGAGCACUACCUGGAGGAGUACAACGCCACCAGCAAAGCGCCCAUGUCCCUAGUCAUGUUCAGGUUUGCUAUCGAGCACAUCUCCAGGAUAUGCAGGGUACUGAAGCAGGAUAACGGGCACUUGCUGCUGGUGGGGAUCGGCGGGAGCGGGCGCCAGAGCGCCGCCAGGCUGGCCGCCUUCAUCCAUGCCCUCGAGCUCUUCCAGGUGGAGAUGACCAAGUCCUACGGCAUCGGCGAGUGGAGGGACGACGUGAAGCGAGUCAUGCGGCAAGCGGGCGCCGAGAACAAGAGCGUGGCCCUGCUGUUUGGGGACAAUCAAAUCAAGGACGAGGCCUUCGUAGAAGAUAUCAACAUGCUUCUGAACAGCGGCGACGUGCCCAACAUCUUCCCAGCAGACGAGAAGGCUGAGAUUGUGGAGAAGAUGCAGGGUGCAGCAAGGAUGGAGAGCAGGAGAGUCGAAGCCACUCCCCUCGCCAUGUACAAUUUCUUCAUUGAAAGGGUGAAGAAGAACUUGCACAUCGUCCUAGCCAUGAGUCCUAUCGGAGAUGCGUUCCGGAAUCGAUUACGGAUGUUCCCAUCGCUCAUCAACUGCUGCACCAUCGACUGGUUCCAGACCUGGCCUACAGAUGCCUUGGAAAUGGUUGCUCACAAGUUUUUAGAGGAUGUUGAACUUGAAGAGGAUGUUAGAAAAGAGGUUGUGUGGAUGUGCCAGUACUUCCAGGCGAGUGCGAGAGAGCUCUCCAGCAGCUAUUACGCUGCGCUGCGAAGACACAACUACGUGACCCCAGCUUCAUACCUCGAACUCAUUCUUACCUUUAAGACUCUGCUGAACAGCAAGAGGCAAGAAGUUGACACAAUGAGAACUCGUUACCUUACAGGCCUUCAGAAACUUGACUUUGCAUCUUCACAAGUUGCAGAGAUGCAGAAAGAGCUGACUGCCCUUCAGCCUGAACUGAUUCAGACUUCUGCAGAAACAGAAAAAAUGAUGAUCCAGAUUGAAAAGGAAACCACUAAAGUAGAUGCAAAGAAGGAACUCGUGGCAGCAGAUGAAAAAGAGGCGAACGAAGCGGCAGCUGCUGCUCAAGCUAUUAAGGAUGAAUGCGAAGGAGACCUUGCUGAGGCCAUGCCAGCUCUGGAGGCAGCACUUGCAGCUCUUGAUACCCUGAAUCCUUCAGACAUCUCUCUUGUGAAGUCCAUGCAGAAUCCACCUGGUCCUGUGAAGCUUGUCAUGGAGAGCAUCUGUGUCAUGAAGGGAGCAAAGCCAGAGAGGAAACCUGAUCCCGGUGGCAGUGGUAAAAUGAUAGAAGACUACUGGGGACCAUCUAGGAAACUCCUUGGAGAUCUGAAAUUCCUUGAGAGCUUAAAGACAUAUGACAAGGAUAAUAUUCCUCCUGCUAUCAUGAAGAGAAUUAGAGAGAGGUUUAUUGACCACCCAGAUUUUCAGCCAGCUGUCAUAAAGAAUGUCUCAUCUGCCUGCGAAGGGCUCUGCAAGUGGGUGCGAGCCAUGGAGGUGUACGAUCGCGUCGCCAAAGUGGUCGGCCCCAAGCGCCAGCGCCUGGGAGCUGCAGAGGAGCUGCUGGGUGUCCAGAUGCAGAAGCUAAGGACCAAACAAGCAGAACUGAAGGAGAUAGUCGAUCGCCUCCAAGCUUUGAACGAGGAGUUUGACAGCAUGAACAAGCGGAAGAGAGACCUGGAAACCAACAUUGAGCUGUGCUCGGAGAAGCUCGUGAGGGCCGAGCAGCUGAUCAGUGGUCUCGGCGGGGAGAGGGACAGGUGGACAGAAGCUGCACGGGCGUUGGGAGCUCGGUACAGAGACCUCGUAGGGGAUGUGCUGUUGUCCUCGGGAACUGUGGCUUACCUGGGGGCCUUCACCGUGGACUACCGGCUGAAGUGUCAAGAGCAGUGGCAAGCGCUGUGCAGCGAGAGGAAGAUCCCCUGCUCCAGCGAUUUCAGCCUGAGUAACACCCUGGGGGAUGCGGUGCAGAUCCGUGCCUGGCAGCUGGCUGGGCUGCCAGUCGACUCUUUCUCUGUCGACAACGGCAUCAUCGUUUCCAACUCGAGGAGAUGGGCUUUGAUGAUAGACCCUCAGAGGCAAGCUAACAAGUGGGUGAAGAACAUGGAGAAGACGAACAGGCUGUCAGUGAUCAAGCUGUCUGAUGCACAUUACGUGAGGACGCUGGAAAACGCUGUUCAGCUUGGAACACCAGUCCUGCUGGAAAACAUUGGGGAAGAGCUAGAUGCUUUCAUAGAACCCAUUCUGUUGAAGCAAACGUUCAAACAGCAGGGAGUAGAAUACAUGAAACUAGGGGAAAAUAUAAUUGAAUACUCAAGAGAUUUCAGGUUUUACAUAACAACCUGCUUAAGAAACCCUCAUUAUCUUCCUGAGGUGGCUGUAAAAGUUUGUCUGCUCAACUUCAUGAUCACACCUUUGGGCCUUCAGGACCAGCUUCUUGGAAUUGUAGCUGCAGAGGAAAAGCCUGAGCUAGAAGAGAAGAAAAAUAAACUGAUUAUAGAAAGUGCAGCCAACAAGAAACAACUAAAGGAAAUAGAAGAUAAAAUCCUGGAGAUCCUUUCCAGCUCAGAAGGAAACAUCUUGGAAGAUGAAACCGCCAUUAAUAUUUUGUCUUCAUCCAAAGAGCUAUCUGAGGAAAUCUCUGAGAAGCAAAAGGUUUCCUCUGUGACUGAGAUGCAGAUAGACUCCACUCGAAUGGGCUAUAAGCCAGUUGCUGUUCAUUCAGCUGUUCUCUUCUUCUGCAUCUCUGAUCUGGCAAACAUUGAGCCUAUGUACCAGUAUUCCUUGAUCUGGUUCUUCAACUUGUACGUUCAGUCCAUUGCUAAGAGCAAAAGGAGUGAAGAACUGGAGGAGAGGAUCAAGAACAUAACUGAGCACUUCACAGUCAGCAUCUACAAUAACGUCUGCCGCUCCCUCUUCGAGAAGGACAAGCUGCUCUUCUCCUUACUGCUGACAGUAGGCAUCAUGAAGGGGAAAGACCAAAUAGAUGAUGCGGUUUGGCAUUUCCUGCUGACAGGAGGUGUUGCUCUUGAUAAUCCUCACCCCAAUCCAGCUCCAGACUGGCUGGCUGACAAGUCCUGGGCUGAGCUCGUGCGUGCGUCUGGCCUGGCAAGCCUCCGGGGACUAAUGGACCACGUAAGGGAGAAGCCUUCCAAGUGGAAACUCAUCUAUGACUCUGUAAGACCCCACCAGGAAGCCUUCCCGGAUGCGUGGGGCGCGCUGGUGGGCUUAGAUCGCAUGGCUGUGCUCCGGUGUUUGAGGCCUGACAAAGUCAUCCCGGCGGUGCAGGAGUUCAUCGUGGAAAACAUGGGCAGAGCCUUCAUUGAUCCACCCACUUUUGACCUUGCAAGAAGCUACAGCGAUUCCAGUUGUUGUGCCCCCUUGAUUUUUGUGUUGUCACCAGGGGCUGAUCCUAUGGCAGGCCUGCUGAAAUUUGCUGCUGAUGUUGGCAUGGGAGGUGCAAGCACUCAGACGAUUUCGCUUGGACAGGGCCAGGGCCCAAUAGCAGCCAAAAUGAUUCAUCAGGCGAUUGGUGAUGGAACCUGGGUGGUGCUGCAAAACUGCCAUCUUGCAACUAGCUGGAUGCCUGCUCUGGAAAAAAUCUGUGAGGAAGUGAUAGUAGCUGAGAAUACCAAAGAGAAGUUCAGGUUGUGGCUGACUAGUUACCCUUCAGAAAAGUUUCCUGUUAGCAUCCUCCAGAAUGGCAUCAAGAUGACAAAUGAGCCUCCAAAAGGAGUUAGAGUGAACCUUCUCCGAUCGUACCUUAACGACCCCAUCUCUGACCCUGCCUUCUUCAGCGGCUGCCGAAAGCCACAACUGUGGCAGAAGCUGCUCUUUGGCCUUUGCUUCUUUCAUGCUGUCGUGCAGGAAAGAAGAAACUUUGGCCCACUGGGUUGGAACAUUCCGUACGAGUUCAACGAGUCUGACCUCAGGAUCAGCAUGAGGCAGAUCCAGAUGUUCCUGAACGACUAUGAAGAGCCUCCCUUUGAAGCCCUGACCUACCUAACAGGGGAAUGUAACUAUGGGGGCAGAGUAACAGAUGAUAAAGACAGGCGUCUGCUGCUCUCCCUCCUCUCCAUAGUCUAUAGCAAGGAUAUAGAGCAGGACAAGUACAUGCUUGCAGCUGUGGAUGACUACUACAUACCACCACAUGGUCCCUAUGAGUCUUACAUUGACUACAUACGAAGUUUACCAAUUAUAACACACCCUGAAGUGUUUGGACUUCAUGAAAAUGCAGACAUCACCAAGGAUAACCAGGAGACUAAUCAGCUUUUCCAUGGAGUGCUCCUGACUUUGCCUAGAGAAUCAGGGGGAGCUGGCAAAUCCCCUCAGGAGACUGUGGAAGAUUUGGCACAAGAUAUCCUAUCCAAAUUACCAAGUGACUUCGAUGUUGAAGAGGUGAUGAAGGCAUACCCAGUACUCUAUGAAGAGUCCAUGAAUACAGUCCUCAGGCAAGAACUGAUUCGGUUUAACAGGCUUACUGAAGUCAUUCGCAGCAGCCUCAUCAACUUAGGCAAAGCCAUCAAAGGCCAAGUGCUGAUGUCAUCUGAACUUGAAGAUGUUUUCAACAGCAUGCUGAUGGGCAAAGUCCCAGCAAUGUGGGCUGCCAAAUCCUAUCCAUCGCUGAAGCCCCUGGGAAGUUACGUGUCCGACCUGCUCUGCCGUUUGGCCUUCUUCCAGGCCUGGGUGAUCAGUGGGCCCCCCACAGUCUUCUGGCUCUCAGGAUUCUUCUUUACUCAGUCUUUUCUGACUGGUGUUCUACAGAACUAUGCCAGAAAAUACACCAUCCCCAUUGACCACAUUGGAUUUGAAUUUGAGGUGAUGCAACAGGAGCACACAAUGGAGCAGAUGCCAGCAGAUGGAGCUUACAUCAGAGGCCUUUAUUUGGAGGGGGCACGAUGGGAUCGACAGGCCCAGGUGAUUGGGGAAUCACUUCCAAAAGUCCUUUAUGAUCCUUUGCCCAUCAUCUGGCUGAAACCUGGAGAGACUUCCAGCUUUCUUCACAUGGACAUCUAUUCGUGCCCUGUGUACAAAACAAGUGCAAGAAGAGGGGUCCUGUCCACUACUGGCCACUCCACCAACUACGUCCUGUCCAUGGAGCUCCCUUCAGACAGGCCCCAGAAGCACUGGAUCAAUCGAGGGGUGGCAGCCCUCUGCCAGUUAGAUGACUGAGAGUGUGCAAGUCCAAGCAGCUGCAUUUUGUCAUUAAAGAGUUCCUUCACUCCA
Molecule: messenger RNA, 12866 nt
Organism: Pogoniulus pusillus (Red-fronted tinkerbird)
Lineage: Eukaryota; Metazoa; Chordata; Aves; Piciformes; Lybiidae
Gene: DNAH3
Product: dynein axonemal heavy chain 3
Exons: 62
Coding region: 627-12812 (4061 amino acids)
Biological process (GO): microtubule-based movement
Cellular component (GO): dynein complex
Molecular function (GO): dynein light intermediate chain binding; ATP binding; dynein intermediate chain binding
Source: RefSeq, a predicted model, not a curated record